UGAAAGUCAUAAUUAUCCUAAUAAAUCUAUUAUUGAAUAUUUUGAACUCGGAAGAAGCUAUACGUAUGAUAUUAUUAAAGAAGGGUUAUAUCCAUCUUCAACUUAUUUGUCAUAUAUAAAAGGUGAAAAUGGUUAUCGAAUUCCUGAUAAUUAUAAAGUAAAAACUAGCUGGGAAAGAUCAAAAACUAGACAAACAGUUAUAUGUGCAAUUAAAUAUCUAACAAAGAAAUCAAAAUACUGGAUAUACUACGGAAAUAAUUUUGAAUUUCAUGUAAAAUCAGACAUGUCAUGUUCAGAUGCUGCAAAUUU
Messenger RNA from Diversispora eburnea, 309 nucleotides. The record is from the annotation of a GenBank genome assembly. Lineage: Eukaryota; Fungi; Glomeromycota; Glomeromycetes; Diversisporales; Diversisporaceae.